Messenger RNA from Neltuma alba, 2171 nucleotides. RefSeq names its product probable receptor-like protein kinase At5g18500. The transcript has 8 exons. Lineage: Eukaryota; Viridiplantae; Streptophyta; Magnoliopsida; Fabales; Fabaceae. Bases 406 to 1881 code for a protein of 491 amino acids. The record is from RefSeq and is a predicted model, not a curated record. Gene Ontology annotation, biological process: protein phosphorylation. Gene Ontology annotation, molecular function: protein kinase activity; ATP binding.
AAAAGCUUUCGUUUUUAUGCGUCUCUUUUACUGUAUGUAAUGUGAAGAAGAACCAUGUCGCUUCUCGUCACCUACUCUUGAUAAUUCCAUCUCUUCUUCCUCUUAAAAGCCUCACCAUUGCUUCUUCGUCUUCCUUGAAUUUCAUGUGACCCUUGUUUACUUCCCUCCAGCUUCACAACAGGGUCCGUCUCUCCCCAUUUCUGAUUCAAUUCGAGGGCCCAUUCGUUGUUUUUGAGAAAACCCAGAAAGUUUUAUUGCACUGGAAGGAAGAAUAUGACAAUGGGGUUGAGCCGGGCAUGCGCUAAUGGCUUCACCUCGCAGAGGACUUUUGGGGCUUAAGAGAUCUAGUAACUGCGCUGCUUCAGAAAGUUUGUGAGUGUAUUGCAGACAUUUGGCAUCAGCAAAAUGGCAUCUGGUUUGAAUUCGGGGUUAUCCAAGAAAACUUCUGUUUUUGGUCUACAAGCGUGGGAAUUGAUGGCAAUGGCUGUUGGGUUGUUCAUUAUAAUCAUUCUUGUGGUUCUAUCAAUAUGUCUUACAAAGCGAAAGAAAUCCAGAAAAAUCAACAGCAGCAUGCUCCCCUUUAGCCAUAUGUCAUCAGUUUCAGAAGAGAUCAAAGAGAUUAGAGUUGAUCAAGUUUCGGCAAAUAAUCAUCUGCAGGAUGGUUCCUUCACGAGUUUGAAUGACAGGUUUAGUGACCAGGAGUCUGCAAAGGCUUUAAUCCAAGUGAAGAAUGGGGAUAAUCUCAAUAAUAGUCAGUCAGGCUCAUUUAAUCAUUUAGAGAAAGAUGGUGUUGGCUCUCAAUCAGGCGACGACAGUGGCUCUAAGACCAAUUCUUCAUACAGCCCCUUGUCUGGUUUGCCUGAAUUCUCUCAACUAGGCUGGGGUCACUGGUUCACAUUAAGGGACCUAGAACUCGCAACAAACAGGUUUUCAAGGGACAAUGUAAUUGGGGAAGGUGGUUAUGGAGUUGUUUAUCGAGGUCAACUAGUCAACGGGAAUCCUGUGGCUGUUAAGAAGAUUUUCAAUAAUGUAGGACAGGCGGAAAAGGAAUUCAGGGUGGAAGUUGAGGCUAUUGGUCAUGUGCGGCAUAAGAACUUGGUCCGACUUCUUGGAUACUGCGUUGAAGGCACUCACAGGUUGCUGGUUUAUGAGUAUGUUAACAACGGCAAUUUAGAACAAUGGCUACAUGGAGCAAUGCAGAAACAGGGGUAUCUUACUUGGGAUGCUCGGAUGAAAAUUCUCCUUGGGACGGCUAAAGGGUUGGCUUACUUGCAUGAGGCUAUUGAACCAAAGGUGGUACAUCGUGAUAUUAAGUCAAGCAAUAUUUUGGUUGAUGAUGACUUUAAUGCCAAAAUAUCUGACUUUGGGCUGGCUAAGUUGCUGGGUUCUGGGAAAAGUCAUAUCACAACUCGAGUAAUGGGUACUUUUGGAUAUGUGGCUCCAGAAUAUGCUAAUUCUGGCUUACUAAAUGAGAAGAGUGACGUUUAUAGCUUUGGUGUGUUACUCCUUGAAGCCAUUACCGGAAGAGAUCCUGUGGAUUACAGCAGACCAGCAGAUGAGGUAAAUUUGGUUGACUGGCUCAAGAUGAUGGUAGGGAAUAGGCGUUCAGAAGAGGUGGUGGACCCAAAACUUGAGACUCGCCCAUCGACAAGUGCCCUUAAACGGGCUCUUUUGACUUCACUGAGGUGUGUUGAUCCAGAUGCCGGAAAAAGGCCAAAGAUGAGUCAAGUUGUCCGCAUGCUUGAAUCAGAAGAAUACCCUAUACCUCGAGAGGAUAGAAGGCGGCGAAAGAGUCAGGCAGGAAUCGUGGAGAGUUCUGAUACAGAAAAGAGUGACAAUCCAGAUAACAGGUCAAAUGAGAGAAGGAACCAGAGGAAAUAGAUGAUGCAGCAUGAGGGAAUUGACGAUACAAGUGACAGGAAAAAUUUUGCUUUCUUCUGAGUUUUCUUUAAAGUUGUUGUGAGUCCUGGAGCAAGGACGGUGGCAUGCUUUAUAUACAUAUAUACAUAUAUAUAGAUAUAUAGAUAAAUAUAUGGACACCUGUUUGUUGGUACGGCAUAGCUUUGGUAGAAGUUAGAAUGUUGGCUUGGGCAUUGUGUUUGAAUAUGGCACUCAGCGGCUCCCUUGCACUAGCGGUGUGUACAGUUCAUUGCUAUAUUUUCUUUUCCUUA